AGAGAGGGAAAAAAAGCAGCCGUCGCGCUUUCGCCAUUCCCACGCCGCCGCCGUCGCAUCUCUCCCCUAUCUGCCGCGGCGCCAUGCUCCGGCUACGAAGCUCCAUCCUCGCCCAUCUCCUACCUUCUUCUCCAGCCACCUCUCCCGCACCCCCUCUCCGCCGCCUCCUCUCUGUCUCUGCCAUAGCGCCCGCAAUCUCCCCAAGCGCCGGAUUCGCCGCGGAGGACUACCUCGUCGCCACCUGCGGCCUCACCCGUCCUCAGGCCCUCAAGGCCUCCCCGAAGCUCUCCCACCUCAAAUCCCCCACCAAUCCCGACGCCGUCCUCGCCUUCCUCGCCGGCCUCGGCCUCUCCGGUGCCGAUGUCGCUGCCGUCGUCGCCAAGGACCCGCAGCUCCUCUGCGCCAAGGUGGAGAAAACCCUGGCCCCCAAUGUCGCGGAGCUCACCGGCCUCGGUCUCUCGCGCCCUGAGAUCGCGCGCCUCGUCUCGCUCGCCGGCGCCACUUUCCGCUGUAGAUCCAUCAUCUCCGGGCUGCAGUACUGCCUGCCCCUCUUCGGGUCCUCCGAGAACCUCCUUCGAGCCCUCAAGAGUGGCUCUGUUCUCGGCUCCGACCUCGAGCGGGUGGUCAAGCCCAAUGUCACCUUCCUGCAGGAGUGCGGGCUAGGUGUUUGCGAUAUUGCCAAGCUCUACGUAAUUAGGCCAUCGCCGCUCAGCAUCAGCACGGAACGCAUCCGGGCAGCAGUGGCCUGCGCCGAAGGUCUUGGUGUACCCCGUGGAUCUCAGAUGUUCAGACAUGCGCUACAAGCUGUUGCAUUCCUCAGCGAGGAGAAAGUCGCCGCCAAAGUGGAGCACCUGAAGAAAGCGUUCAGGUGGUCGGAUGCUGAGGUGGGCAUUGCUUUUUCAAAGGCUCCAGCGUUGCUCAUGAGGGCUAAGGAAUCGCUGCAGCGCAGGUCCGAGUUCCUCAUCAACGAGGUGGGCUUGCAACCGGCUUACAUUGCUCAACAGCCGGCAAUUGUCUGUUACAGCCUAGAGGGUCGGCUCAGGCCCCGGUACCAUGUUGUAAAGUUUCUCAAGGAAAAUGGAUUGCUCAUGCGUGACCCGCAUGUUGUAAAGUUUCUCAAGGAAAAUGGAUUGCUCAUGCGUGACCCGAGCUACAGUGCUGUUUUCAAGGAGGCUGAGAAGGUAUUCAGGGAGAAGUUCAUAUGCCCUUACAAGGAAGCUGCACCACAUCUCGAAGAAGACUAUGAUGCUGCUUGUAAAGGGAAACUGUCGACUAAUUUCAGAUUCACAUGAGCCAAGAACGGGCUAUGAUCUGGUUGUUCGCUGUUGUAUGACUCUUAGGUGCUGGGUUGGUCGUUGCUAAUGUGUGAUGGAAUUGUUAAUUUGAUCCCUGAAUACUGAUAUGUAGUGUCAUCACUCAGCAGAGAAGAAACCAUGGAUCAGUUAUGAACUUUUUUGUCCUCAUUCAUGUUUUUAAACACACAUAUUGAAACUAAGUGUGAGAUCAGACCAUGGAGGAGGGCUCACUUGUACAGGUUAUCUGCUAAACCUCGAACUCUCACAUGGAGGAGGGUUGGCAUCAUUUAAGUUUAAGUAAGUAAACCUAUGUGCCUCUGUUCAUUUUUAUACCAGUAAUGUUAUCAAGACAAUGGAGAAGCACUUCCUGCUAGUAAUGUUAUUGAGACAAAGAAGCACUAAUUUUUUA
Molecule: messenger RNA, 1704 nt
Organism: Triticum aestivum (bread wheat)
Lineage: Eukaryota; Viridiplantae; Streptophyta; Magnoliopsida; Poales; Poaceae
Exons: 1
Coding region: 84-1292 (402 amino acids)
Biological process (GO): regulation of DNA-templated transcription
Molecular function (GO): double-stranded DNA binding
Source: RefSeq, a predicted model, not a curated record